AUGGCAAUAUUUGGUGUGUUGAUGCCUGUCUUCCUGAUAUGCUUUAAUAUCGGGCAGUCUUGCCGGAAUUCUGAUGACUUUGUGGGUGCCAGCUCUCCGGGAGAUGUUGUCAUUGGAGGCUUGUUUGCAAUUCAUGGCAAGAUGUUGCAUUCAGAAGAAAACCCCCUCAAGCCAGUGAUUGCCAAUUGUGCCGGCUUUGAAGUUCAAGUGUUUCUUCAGAGCCUUGCAAUGGUCCAUGCAAUCGAAACAAUCAACAACUCUACACUCUUACCUGGAAUUAAAUUGGGAUAUGAAAUCUAUGACACUUGUGCAGAGGUCACCAGGGCAAUGGCUGCAGCUCUGAGGUUCCUGUCCAAAUUCAAUGCCUCAAAAGACCUUGUGGAAUUCAGGUGUAACUAUUCAGACUAUACGCCCAGAGUCAAAGCUGUCAUAGGUGCCACCUAUUCAGAAGUAUCUAUGUCGGUUGCAAGAGUAUUGAAUUUGCAGCUUAUACCACAGGUGAGUCACGCUUCAACUGCAGAAAUCCUUAGUGAUAAAGUCCGCUUCCCAACUUUUCUGCGCACUGUGCCUAGUGAUUCUUAUCAGACGAAAGCGAUGGCACGACUGAUCCACAGGUCAGGGUGGAACUGGAUUGGAAUCAUAGCCACCGACGAUGACUUUGGGCGCCUCGCUGUGGAGAGCUUCGGGUUGCAGGCAAUGGCAAACAAUGUCUGCAUUGCAUUUAAAGAAAUGCUGCCGGCUUAUCUCUCGGACAGCACCAUUCAUGGCAAAAUUAAUCAAGCUCUUGAGAAGAUUGUCAAGGAAACCAGGGUAAACGUCAUUGUCGUCUUUCUCAGGCAAUUCCACGUAAUGAGAUUGUUCAGAAAAGCAAUUGAGAGGAACAUAAAUAAGACCUGGAUUGCAAGUGAUAACUGGUCAGCAGCUGUCAAGAUUAGCACCAUUCCAAAUAUCAGUCGCCUGGGGAAAGUGGUUGGAUUUACGUUCAAAAGUGGCAACAUGUCAUCUUUCCACGACUUCUUGAGCAAUCUACAUACAGCCCCUCAUGGAAACAACAUGUUCUCAAGGGAAUACAACACGCUUAUGGCAGCAUGCUCACAUAUAAAUGAUCAAGAUUUGAGCAAGUGCAUUGGUAAUUAUUCUGUUGAGAGAGUGCUACAGAACCGCACUAAACCAAGUAACCAGUUUCGGAGAGAGGAAUUUCUCAUUGCAAACAUCGAACCAGGAUUUAUCCAUAGCACCAUGCUAGCCGUAUAUGCAAUUGCAAAUGCCAUUCGGAAUCAGUGCAAGGCCAGAAACUGCAAAGACCCAUAUGCUUUUGCCCCUUGGGAGCUGCUUGAAGAACUGAAAGAAAUCAGGUUCACUGACAAUGAACGGGAAGUCUAUUUCGACUCUCACGGAGACAUCAACACAGGCUAUGAUGUGCUAGUUUGGAAGGAGAUUGAUGGGCGGAUGGUGAUUUCCAACAUAGCAGAGUACGACCUUGAGAAAGAUGACUUCAUCUUUGCAGAUGAGGAAGAUGAAAUGGAGUUCCUGAAUCUAAAGAACAUUCAGUCUAAAUGCUCCAGCAAAUGCAGCCCAGGACAGGUGAAGAAAGUUUCCGCAAGCCCACAUACCUGCUGCUACGAGUGUAUAAGCUGCCCCGAAAACUACUACACUAAUAAAUCAGAUAUGGAUUACUGCAUUUUAUGCAACAACAGGACACAUUGGGCCCCUGUGAACAGUUCGAGGUGCUAUAGGAAGAUGGUUCAGUACCUCAACUGGAAUGACUGGUUUGCUAUUUUGUUACUGGUACUCUCUGUCCUUGGAAUCGUGUUGAUUUGUGGCAUUAUCAUAAUAUUUACUAGAAACGUGGACACUCCUGUUGUAAAGGCAUCGGGAGGCUUGACUGUCUGCUAUGUCAUCCUCCUCUGUCAUUUCCUUGCUUUCGUGAGCACAGGCUUCUUCAUCGGCAGGCCCAUGGCGUACAAAUGUAAAACCCGGCAAGCUCUCUUUGGCAUCAGCUUUGCGCUCUGCAUUUCGUGCAUUUUAAUUAAGUCUCUGAAAAUUCUGCUGGCCUUCAGCUUUGACCCCAAGUUACAAAAAUGGCUGAAGAGCCUCUACAAGCCCAUUCCCAUCGUGUCCUUUUGCACGGGGAUCCAGGUCAUGAUUUGUGCUGUCUGGAUCAGCGUUCGAAGCCCUUUUGUGGAUGAGAACUUCUCCAUCCGGAGAGUUAUUAUCCUGGAAUGCAAUGAGGGUUCGGCUGUAGCCCUGGGGAUCAUGCUGGGUUAUAUAGCUCUUUUGGCAUUCAUCUGCUUCAUAUGCGCCUUUAAAGGUAGGAAGCUACCUGAGAACUACAACGAAGCCAAAUUCAUAACGUUUGGCAUGCUAAUCUACUUCAUUGCGUGGAUCACGUUUAUCCCCGUCUACACAACUACUUUUGGCAAGUACCUGCCAGCCGUGGAAAUCAUUGUCAUUUUAAUAUCCAACUAUGGGAUCCUGUGCUGUACAUUCCUCCCCAAGUGCUACAUCAUUCAGUAUAAGCAAGAGACAAAUACCAAGUCGGCCUUCCUGAAAAUGCUUUACAAUUAUUCGUCCAAAAGUGCAGGGAGUCUAAGCGUAAACCAAAGUUCUCUGGACUCGAAAAGUGAGACGCCUCCGAUUCCCAGCGCAAAUGCUUGUUGCAAAACUAAGGGUCAGAAAAAUUGGGUGAAUGGCAGCUGCCAUUUCCAGGCAUCUGGGUACAGGGAGAUCAGGAGGGAAUUGCAACCCACAAAUGCAGCAGGGCCUACAACAGGGCCCACCACCCCAAGAAGAAGACUCUCUAGCAUAUGA
Messenger RNA from Zootoca vivipara (common lizard), 2811 nucleotides. RefSeq names its product G protein-coupled receptor class C group 6 member A (gene GPRC6A). NCBI's taxonomy places the organism in Eukaryota, Metazoa, Chordata, Lepidosauria, Squamata, Lacertidae. Gene Ontology annotation, molecular function: G protein-coupled receptor activity. The record is from RefSeq and is a predicted model, not a curated record. Gene Ontology annotation, cellular component: plasma membrane. Gene Ontology annotation, biological process: G protein-coupled receptor signaling pathway.